Molecule: messenger RNA, 2450 nt
Organism: Salvia splendens (bonfire salvia)
Lineage: Eukaryota; Viridiplantae; Streptophyta; Magnoliopsida; Lamiales; Lamiaceae
Product: pentatricopeptide repeat-containing protein At5g18475
Exons: 1
Coding region: 622-2301 (559 amino acids)
Cellular component (GO): mitochondrion
Molecular function (GO): protein binding; mRNA binding
Source: RefSeq, a predicted model, not a curated record
UUCAUUUCAAUUUUCAUAACUCUACUCGUUUGUUGCGAUUUCAAGCUCUCUCUUCCACAGAGCUCGAUUUCUCACUUCUGCCGGCAAUAGGUGAGCAAUAGGAUUCUAAAUUACCACAGAAACAGAAAAACCUGGUUUUCUAAACGCCAUUGACGGAAAAGAAGCAAACCGAGGUCAGUAAUCACUGAUCGGGGAAGUACCUAUGGGAGGACGGGUGCACGUACGAGGGAAACUGGAAGAAGGGGGAGGCGAGCGGGAAGGAGAAAUUUUCGUGGCCGUCCGGCGCUACUUUUGUAUGUUUUGCAGUAUUUGUCUGACCUUGUCUACUGCUUAAUAAAUUUAUGCUCUUGGCGAUGUGCUUGAAUCUAUGAACUCAUUUAUAAGUUUUCAGCGUUUGAUUGAAUUUAAAAUGUUGUAAAAUGUUGGUAUGAUUUUUGAAAAUAUGAUCUUUUGAGAUUUUGCUGCCUUAUGUAUUGUUAUACAAAAGUAUUGAAAAAUCACAAUCUCUUUCUUUCUAAGAUCUUGACAAACUGUACUCCUUUCUUUCUGUUAAUUAUAAAAUAAUUUAGUAAGCCUUUUCUUAUUAUAAGCUCUAACAUAGCCCUAGAAAGUAGAAACUGUAUGGCAGCUUAUAAGAUCUUUAAGGUAAGCCAUCGACGAAGUUUGGAGGGGUUAUUGGCUCCUGGGCAUUUUAUGAUGUUUGUACUUAUCAUGUUUGCAACUUCUCUGAAUGAUAUAAUAGGAGAUCCAGUGAUUUAUGCGGAUGAUAUAAUGAAUGCUGUUUCCGGAAAGAGCCGCCGCUUAUUAUAUGUUGAACCCUUGUCAUCUUCGGCUAAGUUCAUCUCUCCUCUCCAAAACCCAAAGGUCGCCCCAGACGGAGUAGAUGCCCCUUCUGAAGCUACAGCUACACAAACAGUAUUUACUAGGAAAAGCAAGUACAUUUCCCAUGAGUCCGUCAUCAACUUCAUAAAACGUGAGAAAAGCCCAGAGGACGCCUUGGAAAUCUUUAAUAAAGCAUCAGCACAAAGUGGUUUUCAGCAUAACAAUUCCACCUAUGGGAUAAUUCUCCAUAAGCUUGCCCAGUGCAAGAAAUAUCAGGCCCUUGAUGGAGUUCUUCAUCGGAUGACCUAUGAGACGUGUAGAUUCCAUGAAGGUAUAUUCCUUAAUCUCAUGAACCAUUUCUCUAAAGCAUCCAAGCAUGAGAGAGUGCUUGAAAUGUUUCACUCUAUUCUGCCUAUUGUACGUUCGCAGCCGUCCCUGAAAGCCAUCAGUGCAUGUCUUAACCUUCUGGUUGAUGCAAAUGAAACUGAUUUGGCAAGGAAGUUUCUCCUGAGUACUCAGAAAGACUUCCACUUGAAGCCGAACACGUGUAUCUUCAAUAUUGUGAUCAAACAUCACUGCAAGAAAGGGGAUAUUGAAUCUGCUUUUGUAGUGAUGAAAGAGAUGGAGAAGUCUGAAGUUUCUGCACCAAAUUUGAUAACCUACUCUACUGUGAUUGAUGGUCUUUGUGCGAGUGGCAGGUUAGAAGACGCAAUUCAGUUAUUCGAGGAAAUGGUGUCUAAGCAUCAGAUAGUGCCGGAUGCAUUAACUUAUAAUGCUCUGAUAAAUGGAUUUUGUCGUGGACAGAAAACAGAUAGAGCCAAGAAAAUAAUGGAAUUUAUGAAGAAAAAUGGAUGCAAUCCCAAUAUAUUCAACUACUCAUCCUUAAUGAACGGGUACUGUAAGGAUGGUAAGCUUGAGGAAGCAAAGGGAGUGUUGAAUGAGAUGAAAGCUGCUGGGCUGAGUCCCGAUACUGUUGUGUACACCACUUUGAUUAAUUGGUUGUGUAGGUCCAGCAAAACUAACGAAGCUAUAGAGCUGCUUAAGGAGAUGAAAGAAAACGAAUGCAAGGCAGAUGAGGUAACAUUUAACGUUAUUCUUGGUGGAUUGUGUAGGGAACACAGAUAUAUUGAGGCUCUUAACAUGCUCGAGAGGCUUCCCAACGAUGGUGUUUAUCUUAAUAAGGCUAGUUAUAGGAUCGUUUUGAAUUCUCUGUGCAAAGAAAGAGAACUGGAGAAGGCGGUGGAUUUGCUGGCUCUGAUGCUGCACAGGGAUUUCGUGCCCCAUGUUGGCACGUCAAAUGAGUUAUUAGUUAGUCUUUGCAACGCAGGAAAGGUGAACGACGCUGUUAGGCUGUUGUUUGGGUUGGUGCAGAGGGGUUUAAAGCCAGAUCCUCUAACAUGGAGUGUUCUGAUUGAUUUAAUUUGUAGAGAGAGGAAGCUACUGCUUGCAUUUGAACUACUUGAUGAACUUCUAAAGUAAGGCUUGUAUUUCCCAAGAUGUUACAUCAAAUCUUUUAGUUGUCAAGUAGAGUCAUCAGAGAAAAUAGUUGUAUUUUAGAAUUGGAAUAUACAUUUGUUAUAAUUUAGCAAACUCCUAAAUAUAAUAAGAUGUUUAUACCUCUUGAACAA